Messenger RNA from Blepharisma stoltei, 1470 nucleotides. NCBI's taxonomy places the organism in Eukaryota, Ciliophora, Heterotrichea, Heterotrichida, Blepharismidae. The record is from the annotation of a GenBank genome assembly.
AUGGUAAAAAAGGUUCCUUUAGAUAAUACAGAGGAACUUUAUUUUGAGACUUUUGAGGAUUUUAUUGAGGAUGGCGAUAAAAAUGCAGGAUUACAAAUAAAAAGAAAGCAAGAAAAGACUAAAUUAUUCACAAAUGAGUUUGGUAAAGAGACAAUAAAAGCUUCGCAGCAAGGAAAUCUCAAACAACUUAGAAAGCUUUACUCAAUUUUGUGUCAUUGUGACAUCGAAAACGCUCAGAAAUAUGAUCUGGAAACACACUACCGCAACUCUUUAGAUAUUGCUUUGGCUGAAAUCACCAAAGAUUUCAAGACAAAAUUAGGGAAAAAGCUAGAUAAGUCAACAAAAUGAAAAUCAUAUGAGAAAAAAGUCAGAAUUUUUUUAAAAAACACAGCUACCUUACUAAGCGGAGCUGGGAUUGCCCCUGAAGUAUACAUAAAUAUUUCAAAUUGUUUAAAAAAACUAGCAAAAUUAUUGAAAUUAUUCCCAAAUCAAGCUCAGAUUUUGGUUGGACAAAUAAGUAGAAUUUUUGUGGAACAAUCAGCAGAUGUAAAAUUGGCCUUUUUAUCAUUUAUCAAAAAGGCUGCAUGCGUAAAAUCAAUUGAGCCUGGUUAUGCUCUUGAAGUCUUAUUUCAUGCAAUAGCAAAAAAGUGGAAAAUAAUGCCAUCUGAAAGUCAAGAAGAUAUAGAGCUAAUGCGAACUUAUUUUAUAGAUUUAUUCAGCGUAAAUUUGGAAGCCGGACUACAGUUUGUUAGAAAUUAUGCUAAUAAACUAGAAUUAUAUUUAGCAAAAGCAUCAAGAGGCUCAGCAAAAUCAAAAAUAAUCUAUAACUGGCAAUUUUUCAAUUCAAUUUCCCUUAUUUCUCACUUGAUAAUUUCAUAUCCCAAGCAGUUUUCUCAAAUUUCACCUUCUAUUAUCCAAAUCCUCCACAAUUUAUUUCAAGCAAAUCAGGCUCAAAAAUACAGUCCUUUGAAACUUCAUAUAAUUAAACUGCUCAUAAUUCUUCAAUAUAACUUGGAUAGGUACAUUCCUGGUAUAUCAUCUUAUGUGCUUGAAAUAAUCACUAAUCCUGCAUUACAAAAAAGAUCAAAAACUAACCGAUGCACAGAAUUUAGCCUUGCUUCAAUGCUGAAAGUAAAUAAAGAGCAGCUCACUAGUGACGUUUUUAAGGAAAAAAUAAUAGAAGAAUCUUGCAGAGCUUUACUUGAGCAUAUUGCAUAUUUUGGAAAUAGCAUUGCAUUUCCAGAAGUCUCGCUCCCUAUCAAACUAGCAUUGAAAAAGUCAAUAAAAGACACAAAAAACGCUGCUAUUAAAAAUAAAAUUAGCCACACAGUUAAAUUGAUUGAAGAAAAUUCGCGGUUUAUAGAAAAGAAGAGAAAUGGAAUUUUUGGACCUAUAAUGGCUGCUUCAAAUAAUAUUGAAGGGAAAAUCCCAUUAUCAACACACAAGCAAGGGGUAAGCAAAGAUAAAUAA